Juglans microcarpa x Juglans regia is the source of this 1686-nucleotide messenger RNA. RefSeq names its product WD40 repeat-containing protein HOS15-like. Gene Ontology annotation, molecular function: transcription corepressor activity; protein binding. The transcript is spliced from 14 exons. Gene Ontology annotation, biological process: regulation of transcription by RNA polymerase II. Gene Ontology annotation, cellular component: histone deacetylase complex. The coding region runs from base 1 to 1686 and encodes 561 amino acids. Lineage: Eukaryota; Viridiplantae; Streptophyta; Magnoliopsida; Fagales; Juglandaceae. The record is from RefSeq and is a predicted model, not a curated record.
AUGACGUCCAUUACGUCUGUCGAAUUGAAUUACCUCAUCUUUCGUUACCUUCAAGAAUCAGGGUUCACACAUUCAGCAUUUGUUUUAGGAUAUGAGGCAAGUAUCAAAAAGUGUUCAAUUGAUGGAAAUUUGGUUCCCCCUGGUGCUCUUAUUACUUUUGUAAAAAAAGGACUUCAAUACUUGGAGAUGGAAGCAAACUUGAGUAAUAGUGACAUGGAUGUGGAUGAAGAUUUUUCAUUCUUACAACCUUUGGAUCUUAUCACAAAGGAUGUCUAUGAACUCCGGAAAAUUAUAAAAGAGAAAAGAAAAACUUUACAUAAGGUAAGAGAUAAAGACAGAGAGCUUGAUAAGGAAGAUGAAGAUGAGCAUGCACAAAUAAGGGACAAAGAAAGACAUGAAGAGGAGAAGGAGCACAACAAGGAUAAAGAGAGGACAGAGAAGGACAAGGAUGGAGAAAAGCAGCUCGACGAACAACAAGCCAGCAGAAAAAUGGUUAUAGAUGAUCAAGAAAAUAGAGUUCAAGUAAAACCUGAAAAUAAUGGAGUAUUAGGAGGACCAGAACCAAUGGAUUUUUCCACAGCCUUGACUUCUCAGGCAUGUGAUAUUCAUAGUUCUGAGGUGACAAUUUUGGAAGGACACACUUCAGAGGUUUGUGCUUGUGCAUGGAGUCCAGCAGGUUCUCUUCUUGCAUCAGGAUCUGGAGAUUCGACAGCUCGUAUAUGGACAAUAGCUGAUAAUAGCUGGAGAUCUGGUUCUAGUGCUCCUUUGAAUGUGCUGGUGCUGAAACAUGUUAGGGGUAGAACAAAUGAGAAGAGUGAAGAUGUCACUAAACUUGAUUGGAAUGGGGAGGGGACACAACUUGCAACUGGUUCAUAUGAUGGGCAAGCAAGAAUUUGGACUGCAAAUGGUGAAUUGAGGAGUACUCUAAGUAAACAUAAAGGACCCAUAUUCUCUUUAAAGUGGAAUAAGAAGGGUGAUUAUCUUCUUACUGGUAGCUGUGACAAAACUGCAAUUGUAUGGGAUGUAAAGGCAGAGGAAUGCAAACAACAGUUUUAUUUUCAUUCAGGUCCAACACUUGAUGUUGACUGGCGCAACAAUGUCUCAUUUGCAACAAGCUCCACAGAUAAUAUGAUAUAUGUUUGCAAGAUUGGGGAAAUCGAUCCUAUCAAAAUAUUUGCCGGGCAUCAGGGUGAAGUUAACUGUGUCAAAUGGGAUCCAACAGGGUCACUGUUGGCCUCUUGCUCUGAUGAUAUCACUGCAAAGAUAUGGAGUAUGAAACAGGACAAAUUUGUUCAUGAUUUAAGGGCACAUUCUAAGGAGAUAUAUACUAUCAGAUGGAGUCCCACUGGAUCGGGUACGAGCAACCCUAAUCAGCAGUUAGUGUUGGCAAGUGCAUCAUUUGACUCAACAGUGAAGCUAUGGGAUGUGGAACAUGGGAAACUUCUCUACAGCUUGAAUGGUCACAGAGAGCCUGUAUAUUCUGUUGCAUUUAGCCCAAAUGGUGAGUAUUUGGCUAGUGGAUCUCUUGAUAGAUCCAUGCACAUCUGGUCAUUGAAGGAAGGCAAGAUGGUCAAGACGUACACUGGCAAUGGGGGCGUGUUUGAAGUUUGCUGGAACAAGGAAGGUGACAAGAUUGCUGCAUGUUUCGCCAAUAAUGUAGUUUGUGUUUUGGAUUUUCGAAUGUAA